AAAGAAACUUGAAUCGUCAUUGGCUUAGAGUCCUAGUUGGAGGAUUCAAUCAUUUUGAAUAUCGUAUCUUCGUCUUGCUCGAUGUGUAUUUCAGUAUCUUAGGCUCUCCCGCUGUCGUUCGAAAAACAGUCAUUUAUAUAGUUAGGGGUACCAAUCUAACCAACAAACCGAAUUCAAGAACGCCUCGACUAGUUCUAUCCGUUACCUAGCUGAUAAGAGGAUAAUGACUGGAUAUGAUAUUAGAUUUCAUUCCACCACGGCCCUGUAAUUGGAUGUGAAGGAUAGAGCUUGGCUUGCAGCACGGUCGAUCUUGGUACGCAAACGAGUUGUAAAUGGAUCCGUCAUACUUUGACUACGUAAAAUAUUUAUCUCGGGACCGACCAGAUCUAAGACCAUUAUCCGGGUUUCUUACAGGUCCUUGCCAACAGCCAGAUGUCGAGGAAGUCGAAUGCCAUGUCGCGAGCCUGGAGUUUCGUAACGAUGGAACCACACGCUACUCCAGGAUAGGCACCGACGAGCUGAACGAUACAGCAUCAAGAUUCAUCGCAAAAGAUACGUCCUCAAGUUGCGUCGGACUUUGUCUUCUUGUAGAGGACAUCGGUCCUAGUGUUAUGGAGACACUGGGUGGAAUUCUGGAUGUCGACCCUUAUUUCUUCUGUGGGCAUAUUGAGAGGAGAUUCGUAGACAUUGAGAAAGACCCGCCAUCAUCUCUCAUGACGUCUAUUCCGUCUCGUAUCGGCUCUCAGAACUUCGCGAACUUUCACUACCAACGACCAAUCGAUUUAGGAGAACUGGAUGCGUACCCUAGUAUCCCACACGAUCUCCGUCUUCGCGGCAGUUCUACGCGACCUCGCCGGGCUCUCCCAGAGCUCUUUGGAAGAUAUGUUGGACUUAUUCGCUCAUGCUUUUCUAUAUUAUAUAAGAAACUUGACGGUGAUCGAUGGGUUUGUCUAAUGUUGAUGGACUCUAUAUCAACUGAUGUUAUAGGCUGUCUCUCGACGAAGGAUAACGCGCAAGAAGCCAGCUUCAGAACACGCCAAGUCCCGUAUCGGAAUAGGAGAGGCAGCAUCAGCGGGAUGCCAAAAUUCUCAGAAUUCCGCAAAACGCCAGGUUUCAGGGAUGUGCGGCCUAUUUCUAUGAUGGACGAAGUCGCAAGGUUAUUAGAGGAUUGCGCAAGCGCGUCGACGAGGUCACCGUCAACUUACAACCUGUUCUUCUUAUCAACAGGUCCCAUUAAACUAAUUAUCGACGAGUGGCUGACAUAUUCGCUCAUUAUGAGCCGGUAUAUUAAAGUGUAUGAAUAUUCGACACAGAGCGUGCAAGAUCGCCUAAGCAAUUUCGAAAGCGAGGACGUUGUUGAUUUGUAUCGGUGGCGGCGAAGGAGCCAGCACAGCUUACACAAGCUUCAGGUUUUAAAGUGGUUCGUUGAAUCAUCGCUGAACCCUUCUAAGAGGCAUCAUGACAAUUCCCUUCCUGUCGAAGACGGGGAUGCUCUAACACGGGAUAUCGACUACAUCAUAGCCCAAAUCGAGCAGAAUGGGAAUGCGCUUGAAGCGAUGAUACCUAUCAUGGCGUCUAUCAUUCAACUUCUGGACUCGCGUAGAUCAGUUGUUGAAGCGAUAUAUGUCAAACGAUUAACAUACAUCGCGAUCGUAUUCCUUCCGCUUUCAUUCGUCGCAACUCUCUUCAGCAUGAGUGAUAGUUUCUCGAUCGCUGGUACUGGAGUCUGGAUAUAUGUGGCAACUGCUGUGCCUCUUUUAUUGCUGGUAUUGGUAGUCUCCGGCUUGCCUACUCAGGCGGCUUUGCGAAAGGCGAAAUCACUUUGGCGGGGCGGUGCGAGGUUUACUAGAUCAUAUUAAAAUCAGGUCGUAUUUAACCAUUAUAAUAUAAUUGUUCUAUAUAUUAGGUAGUUUAUACACCAUAAUUUGAUGAA
Messenger RNA from Daldinia loculata, 1933 nucleotides. RefSeq lists its product as uncharacterized. Gene Ontology annotation, cellular component: membrane. The transcript is spliced from 2 exons. Gene Ontology annotation, biological process: metal ion transport; transmembrane transport. Gene Ontology annotation, molecular function: metal ion transmembrane transporter activity. The record is from RefSeq and is a predicted model, not a curated record. Lineage: Eukaryota; Fungi; Ascomycota; Sordariomycetes; Xylariales; Hypoxylaceae. Bases 333 to 1859 code for a protein of 508 amino acids.